AUGUUAAAAUAUUUAAGAGUACGCAAUCCAGACUUUGCUGAUCGACAGUAACCUAGUAUCUUUAUUUUCUUAUUUUUAAAGGUUCUAUUGAUAUAUUAGAUUUAUAUUCUGUAAUUAUUAGAGAUCAUUAAAUUGAAGACUAAUUAAAACAUAUUUUAGUUAAAGACACAUAUGAGUAAAAAUAAUUAAAUAGACUUAGAUUUGAAACCAUUUAUAAAUCAAAUAUAACCAAUAUGGAACUUUAUACGCAAUUAAUUUAAUAUAAUGUUGAUGCUUUUAUUGAUUUGCAGUCUUUUAGAUUUUUGCUUAAAGGAGAUAUUAAAAGUGGAAGAACUCAUUGUUUAAUUGGCGCACCGUAAGAUCCAGGAUUAUUAUUAAUAUUUACUGGACAUGUUUUUUAUCGAUUAGAAGAAUUAAAAAAGCUUGAGAAAAAUGACACUUUUGAAAAUAGAUUUAACUAUAAAAUGUUUGUAUAAUUAAUAUGAAAAUUAAGCUAAAAUGUUAUACAAGAGAAAAUAAUCAAUAUUAUGAUUUAUUAACCAAUUGUAAAGAACCUUUGAUUGAUUUUGAAAGUGUCAUUUCAUUUGAUUCCCAACUGUCAUUUUUAAAACUACUUAGAAUCAUUCUCAAAAAUAUUGACUAAAGAGUAUUUAUUACUAAUAUUAAGUUUAUAGAAAUUUGAAACUGCUAAAGAAUAUCAUAUUUAUUAAUAAAACUAAGGUUCUUUUAGAUUGGGUUCAGUAACCUUUGAUUUUAUACUUGAAAAAACAUCAACAACUUGGUAUGGAGUCUAAGAAAUUAAAAGUGCUCAUUUUAAAUUUGAAACUAUAGAUCUUUAAACUCCAACAAUCGCAUAUGAUUAAGAUAGAGUUAUUUACUUUUUAAAUCCUGCAUUAAAAUAUCAAAACAGUACUAAAACAAUCCUUCGAGAUUCAAAGUUUGCUAAAGUUUAAAAAUAAACUGAAAAAAUAGAUAUUUAAAUAAUUAAGAAUAAAUUUAAUUUUAGUAAUAGUUUCUAUAAAUUUAGUUUUAAGAUCAAUAAAAAUAAUUAAAAAUAGAGAUAUUUUAAUUCAGCUAUAAUCUCUUUUUAAAUAAUUUAAGAAGGAAAUUGAAAAGCUAAAUUUAAUGUUAGAUUUAAAGGCAGAUAUAAUUGAAUAAGUUUAAUAACAAUUAAAAUUGGAUAUUUAGGCAAUAGGAAAAGUAAUCACAUCAGUUGAUGUUAGAGUAUAUAAUUAAUUUUAACAUAAGGAAUUUCUAUUAUCUAAAUUUUUACUUUAUUAAGUAAGCGAAUCUUUCGAUAUUUGUUUGCCAUACUAAAAAAAAAUUGAAGCAAUUUUAGUGAAAAUUCGAAAAAUACAAAAAUAAAAGUUUACAUUAUCUGCUGAUUAUAAUGAUACUUGUUUAGAAACAAGAGUAUUUAAAGAUAUAAAAAGAAAUUUGUAAGACAUUCUUAAUUUCAUAAAAGAUGAAGUUCAUACUGAAUAGCAUAGAGCUUUAAAUUAUUAAACAAUAAAAAAUUAUAUUUAGGAAGAUUUUGUUUAACAAUUACCAGAACUUUAAAUAGAUGAUAUAAUCCAAGUUGAGAUAACAUAAUAAAGUACUAAUUCUUAGUUGCCUUUAUUGGAAUAAAAAAAACAUAACAGAUCAAAAUAAAAUUCUCUUUUUAUUGAAAAAUUUAAGAAUGGCGACAAUGUGCUUAGCAUUGAUUAAACUUUAAAAUUAAUUAAAUAAACAGCAAGAUCGAAUUUAGGUAUUUCAACUGGAAGAAGUCAUAUACCACGUUUAAAAACAGAUAAAGGAAGCAUAUAAUAAUAAUCAACAAAAUAAUAAUUAAAAUUAAUAAAGAUUGAUAUAACACCAAGAGGUAUGACUCUUUAAAGUCCAAUGUUUAUCAAUUUGGAUACUGAUAAAACUUCUUUGAUGGUUUAAAAAUAAAAAGAAUUUAAAAACCCAGAAGAUUAUAAAAAAUUGAAUUCUGUAAUAAACAGUAAUUCUAAAAUUUUGAAUACUAUGAGUUAAUUAAGCAAUGAUUAGUUAUAAAAUAGUGUUUUGUCAUCUGAAGAAAUAAUUAAAGGGUUUUAAAAUAAAGUAAAAUUGAGUAAAUGUAAAUAAAAUAAUUUUAUGAUUAGAAUAAUCAUUGUAUAAGAUGCCUAAUCUUUCUACAAAUUACUUAAACUGUUUAGAAAGAAUGGUUAAUUUAGAUAUAAAAAGUAAACAAUGA
Molecule: messenger RNA, 2221 nt
Organism: Paramecium sonneborni
Lineage: Eukaryota; Ciliophora; Oligohymenophorea; Peniculida; Parameciidae
Source: the annotation of a GenBank genome assembly